Molecule: messenger RNA, 1876 nt
Organism: Aegilops tauschii subsp. strangulata
Lineage: Eukaryota; Viridiplantae; Streptophyta; Magnoliopsida; Poales; Poaceae
Product: F-box/FBD/LRR-repeat protein At5g22660-like
Molecular function (GO): protein binding
Source: RefSeq, a predicted model, not a curated record
CCGUCUCCACCAACUGCUCCCUCUCUCACUCCUGAAAACCCUCUCUUUCGUCUCCUCCCGGCGAGGCCGGCGACGAUGCCAGCAACCAUGGCCGGCAUCAUGCGGGCCAUCCUGGCCUGCGUCCCCGCCGCGCCAUCCUCCACCGGCGACGGCUCCCUCUCCGCCGCCUUCUCCUCCACCUGCCCCGGCGGCGGCGGCGAGGAUCGCAUCAGCCGCCUCCCGGACGCGCUGCUCGCCGACAUCGUCUCCCGCCUCCCCGUCAAGGAAGCCGCGCGCACUGCAGCGAUCUCCCCGCGCUGGCGCCGCCUACGGCCAUCGACGCCUCUUGUCCUCGACGACACCGACAUCUUCGAUGACUUCGCCGAAGCCGACGACGACGACGACGACGGCGACACCUUUGGCCUCAUCGACUGGCGCGCCCUCACCAAUACCCUCUCCCGCAUCCUCUCCGGCCACCCGGGACCCUUCCGCUGCGUUCACCUCACCACGGCUUGCAACUACGCGUCCGCUCGCGGCGGCAGUGCGCUCGUCCGCUGGCUCCACCUCUUCGCCGCCAAGUCUAUCCAGGAGCUCGUCCUCAUCAACUUCCCCAACUGGCCCUUCAAGAACACCCUCCCUGCGGAGGUCCUCCGCGUCGCCUCCCUCCGCCGCCUGUACCUCGGCCUCUGGGACAAGUUCCCGGACACAAAUGACCUUCCGAGCGGCGCCCACGUCUUCCCGCACCUUGCCGAGCUCGGCUUCUGCAAAACCGACAUCAAGACCAAGGACCUCGACCGCCUUCUUCAGUGCAGCCCCGUCCUGGAGAAGCUCGCGCUCAUCCUCUGCUACGACACGCCGCGCAACGUCCGCGUCCGCAGCCGCAGCCUCCGCUGUGUGCUCUUCUGGAUGUCCCUCGCGGACGCGCUAGCCGUGGUCGUCGCCCCGUGUCUCGAGCGCCUCAUCCUGUGGAACGACUGCCCUGGUGCCUGGCUCGGCAAGGACUUUCGCACCAGAGUCAAGAUUGGCUACGCGCCGGAGCUCAAGGUGCUCGGCUACUUGGAGCCAAGCUUUCAUGUGCUCGAGAUCGGCAACACCGUCAUCGAGUUUGGCACAAGGCCCAGCCCCACGACCACCAUUCCAAGUCUCAAGAUCCUGGCGUUAAGGGUGCGAUUUGGAGUGCGCAAAGAGGCUAAGGUGCUGCCUACCUUCCUCAGAUGCUUCCCCAAUGUCGAAACAUUGCAUGUCAUGUCUGCUGAAGCUGAUGAGCCCACUGGCAAGCUGAAUUUCAAGUUCUGGCAUGAUGUCGGACCCAUCGAAUGCCUGCAGUCACACACCAAGAAGGUGGUGUUCAAGAACUUCCGAGGGAACCGGAGCGAGGUCGUGUUCCUCAGGUUCGUCGUGGAGAGAGCACAGCUUCUGCAAAAAAUGGUGGUCGUGUUGGCAGAUGGAGACCCUGCUUCAGAGGAGAGGGUGGCGGCCAAGCUGAAAACUUUGGCUUGCAGCACCAAGCGUGCCAGCAGAGACUCGAAAUUCUCAAUCUUGGUGCGCAGCAGUGGGGGCAGUGAUUGGAGCUUCCGCGCAGCGUCCAAUCUCUCCAAGAGUGACCCAUUUGAUAGCUGAAGCUGAUCAAGGUGCUAUCUGUAGCUGAUAUGUUUCGAUCGUGAUACAUCAUUGCCAUUUCUUUUGCUAAGCUAGCAACAUACUUUGCUUGUUUGAGUAUCGCCUAUCCGCUGGCAAGAGCGCUUAUUUAGACUAUGAAUUCUUGGCUUAUGUUUUGUCUUGAUGGUAGUAGAGUUUUCUGGUCCAGCAGCUAGAUGGUCAGUAGUCCAUGCAAUGUCUGGUCCUGCUGAAUUGUACCCAACUGGCUAAAUUGCAGACAUUUGUGUGUUUCAUGUGA